CCCCGCCCCACUGCCCUGCCGAGCGACCCCGCCAGUCGGGUCCAUCCUGCAGUAAAUGCACAACCGGGACGGAAGUGCCUCUCUGACGGCGGACCCAGGCUCGGAGCUUCAGACGCUGGGACAGGCCGCCCGCAGACCACCCCCGCCGCGCGCGGGACACGACGCCCCCCGCAGGACCCGCCCAUCAUCCCGGAAACCCGCGAGCUGCUUCUCCCGGAGGCCGAUGCCCACCCGGGAGCUCCCAAAGACUCGCGGCUCCCGGGGGCACCUGCAGACUCACCCGCCUGGGCCUGGGCCCCCGCUGCAAGGACUGGCGCCUGGAGGCCUCAAAACCAGCGCCCCCCGCCCUCCGUGCCAGCCCCAGCCAGGACCCCACAAGGCAAAGCCGAGGAAGAUUGUGUUUGAGGAUGAGCUGCUCGCCCAGCCCCUCCUGGGUGCCAAGAACCCUAUUGGAGCCAUCCCUAAGGGGCAUAAGCCUAGGCCCCACCCAGUGCCCGACUAUGAGCUUAAGUACCCACCGGUGAGCAGUGAGAGGGAACGGAGCCGCUAUGCUGCAGUGUUCCAGGACCAGUACGGAGAGUUCUUGGAGCUCCAGCGGGAGGUGGGGUGUGCACAGGCAAAGCUCAGGCAGCUGGAGGCCCUGCUGAGCUCCCUGCCCCCACCCCAAAGCCAGAAGGAGGCCCAAGUUGCAGCCCGGGUUUGGAGGGAGUUUGAGAAGAAGCGAACGGUUCCAGUGACUCUCGUGCCUCAGCCUCCCAAGUAGCUGGGAUUACAGGCUCCUGCCACCACGCCUGGCUACAGAAGGGCAUCUUUGAUGGAGGACUUGCCUCUGCGUGACAGGAGAUCAGUGAGAGGUGCCACCCCCACCACCAUUCGGGCCCUUUCUCUCUGCCUCCUUACAGCUCUGGUGCUCAAUUCCACAGGUGCGUUCCCACCACAGAGUGGUGCCACAGACUCCCGAGGCUGGGACGGGAGAGUCCCUGGUACCCCACAUGAUUCUGUAUCACCCAGUGAAGCCCACAUUUCAAAGUCUUGGCCUUCUAGGUCCCUGCCUCCCAAACGUCAAUCUCUGAAACAGAUUUUUAGUUCCAUGUGCGAAAAAAAAAAAAAAUUGAAGUCAGAUUGACUCAGCCACAAAAGGGGGACGACUGAGUUCAUAGAACUUAAAACACCCAAGGGUUUCAGGUAUGGCUUGAUCCAAGGGCUCCAAAGGCAUCUUGGGAAAUUGAUCUUCCAUCCUUGGCUCUGCUUUUAUUAGAUUCUCCCAGUUCCAAAUCCCGCUGUGGAAUCUCACUGGCUAGUUCGGGAUCUCAGGCCCUCCAUAAACCAGUCGCCGUGACCCAUGGAAUGGUGGUCUGAUUGGCUGGCCUGAGAUCAUGUGACAGGACUGACGUCAGAGGUUUCUCCCAAGGACAUCAGAGCCCAAACAAAAUUAAGGGCCUGGUGGCUCAUGCCUAUUAUCACACCACUUUGGGAGGUCAAGGCCGGUGGACCAUCUGUCAGGAGUUCGAGACCAGCCUGGCUAACAUGGCAAAACCCCAUCUCU
Molecule: messenger RNA, 1546 nt
Organism: Piliocolobus tephrosceles (Ugandan red Colobus)
Lineage: Eukaryota; Metazoa; Chordata; Mammalia; Primates; Cercopithecidae
Gene: OCEL1
Product: occludin/ELL domain containing 1
Exons: 6
Coding region: 56-763 (235 amino acids)
Biological process (GO): bicellular tight junction assembly
Cellular component (GO): apical plasma membrane; bicellular tight junction; cytoplasmic vesicle
Source: RefSeq, a predicted model, not a curated record